GUUGCCUUAUUUUAGAGGCCAAAAAGAGAUAAAAAUUAGAGAACACUCUGUACAAGCUAUUUCAGUUCCCUCCACCCUGCUCCAGCUUCAUCAUCUAUCAGGUACCAAGCCGAAGCAGCGGCGCAAAUGCCGACAUCAGCUUCCUUAAUCUGCUCUUCCGCCGCGGCUUCCGGCCACUCCUCCCUUGUAGUAAUCCCUCCAUCUUCCGCCGUCGCCCUAAAACCCCAACUGAGGUUUAUCGUCGAUUCCUUCCCGAAAUGCCAACCCAUUCCGCCCUUCCCUUUGCCCCAAUCCACCGCCGCCGGCCGCCGAAGCUCUCUCAUUCCUCUUCGUUCCGAUAUUUCCGUCAGCGGAGCUCCUGGACAAUCCGGCCCCACCUUCUCGACGCAGCACCCGAAAAUUGACAAGAGCGGAAGGUUUUGCAGCCCCAGGGCGGCUCGUGAGCUUGCUCUAAUGACUUUGUAUGCUUCGUGCUUAGAAGGAUCCGACCCUGUUCGACUAUUCGAGAGAAGGUUGAAUCUCAGAAGAGAGCAUGGAUAUGAUUUUGAUAAAGAAUGGUUAAAGAGCUAUAACCAUAUGAGCUUUGGCGGGCCACCAGUGGCAACAGAUACCGAGGAGGAAGCGGAUCAACUUGUCCUGAUUGAUGAAAACGAGUCCAAAGCUGAAGCAGAAGUUCUUGCGGCUCCCCCAAAGUUAGUUUACAGCAAACUAAUUUUAAGCUUCACAAGAAAAUUUCUGGUUGCGGUUGCAGAGAAAUGGGACUGUCAUGUGCCUGUAAUUGAAACAGUAGCACCUCCGAAUUGGAAGAGCAAACCAGGUGGAAGAAUAUUGGAAUUUUCAAUUCUUCAUCUGGCAAUGUCUGAAAUAACGGUGUUAGGAACACGACACCAAAUAGUCAUCAAUGAGGCGGUUGAUCUUGCGAAACGGUUCUGUGAUGGGGCUGCACCGCGCGUAAUCAAUGGUUGCCUGAGGACAUUUGUGAAGAAUCUUGGAGGAACCGAAGGUGCUGAUCAGAUACUUGUUGGGCCAAAUGCCAAUAAGUCGCCGUCGAUUUUUGCUUAGGAUUAGACGCUAAAGGUGUCAAAGGGUGUUGUCAAAAUGGUGAAACAAAGCAACUCUUGUAUAUGGUAAUGGUGUAGUUAUGUGGCCUUUGGAAGUGCAGUGUUCGACUUGUAAAAAAGGGUAAUAUGUGUACUGAUGAGAAUGGUCCUCUUUUUGUGUAUGUUUUUGGCUUUGAAUAUGUUUGAUUUGUUAUGUUGUGGAGUCUGAUGUAAUAUU
Messenger RNA from Cuscuta campestris, 1278 nucleotides. The record is from the annotation of a GenBank genome assembly. Lineage: Eukaryota; Viridiplantae; Streptophyta; Magnoliopsida; Solanales; Convolvulaceae.